GCGUGCACACGGCUUGGAGCAGGAAGCCUGGCAGUGGGGUGGGAGGCAGUAACUGAGAAGUGGGAUGAGGGGCAGGAGCCUGCCCCCGGGGUCCGCUGUGUUGCCCAGCCUCCUGGAGAAGUGAUGUUUCGGCAGGAAACCAGAAGACUCGAAUGAUGCCUUCUGCUCACCUUUUUACUUCCCUGUACAGGUGCCCCUGAGUGGGAGGCAGCUCCAUCACCUGGAGUUUAGGAUCCUCGUAAAUGGAGUUAAUAUCCCAUAAUUACGCAGAUGAAUUGCACUUAACAGGCUCAUUUAAAGAAAGGCGGUGAAACAGAGUCUCUCUUAAUGGUGUGACCUUUACCAGGCAAGUUAAAUCCCAAAGCCAGCUAGUUUAAGGCGUCUGAAGGGCUCCCGUGGUUUUAUUACUGCAUUGCCCCACUCAUUUAUUUGCAUAGAUCUUUCCACCUUCCAGGGGCACUUGUGGGGUUAUUGAGACCCUCUGAAAGUGAGAAGGCCUAGCAUGACUUCCUCAGCAUUUAUUGGUAAAGUUUAGUCAUCAUUGGCUCAUUCUGAGAAUGGGGUGAAGGGCAGACUGUCAGAGAAAGUGGGACACGUUUAAAAAAUGUCAGACGUAGGAUGAGCAAUUCCUUUCUUGGCUCCUGGUUUCACAAGUUCAUUGUCACUGUGCCCACUGUCUACAGGGAGUGAUAGCCCUGCCCACGCCCUCUGGAUGGACAGUCUCAGGGCCCAGCUAGCAGCCUUAGUGCUUCGCGGACAAGGGCAGCUUGUUUCCCUGGGAGGAGGGACCUGGAUUCUUCCUUCUUCCAACACCGCAGCUGGGCCUGCAAAACCUGCUCCCCCUGCCAGCUGGAAAGUUGGCAUUUGUGGCUGGAAUAUCUUUUUCUUUCAGUGUUGGUUUUGGGGACACAGCAGAAUAAGCUGGUGAGGUGCCACUGAAAAUACUUUUGGGCUAACCCUAAAGCUUUGGAAGAAAAAAGUGACCGUGAUCUUGGUGAUUUGCUUUUGUCCUUCCCUCUGACCAGUUCCCAAACUCACUUUGCAUCGUCAGUUUGGGCUUGACGCUGACCGAAGAAUAAAAGACUGAAAGAGCAGGUUCAAAAGUGCCCAGAAAAGAGAGAAAGUCAGAUCUGAAUAGAAAUAGCCAGUGCUUGAGAGCCUUGGGUCUGCUAUUUUGCUGGGCAUGUCACACCAUCUCAUUUCCCCUCUUAUCUGUCCUGUGAGGUUGGCAUUGCUAGCAGCUGAGGACUCUCAGACUCAAUCAGCCCGAAGUCACACAACUUGGGAGUGACCUUGUUAAAAUUCGAACCCAGAUUCACUCAAAGUCAUUAACCAUGGAGUCAUAAAGGUUUCCAGGAGACAAUAUCAUUGAACCCAACCCUGCAGGGUAUUGGCCAACAUCGUGGUUUUGAGAACGCCUGAGGGCUGGAAGACAGCCGUGAGAGGAGCCCUUUGGGUGGGCAGUCGGAACCUUCUGGUCCAGAGGAGAAGCUGCCCCCUCACCUGGACUUAUGACCCGUGGCUUCGCCCCCAGCCUGCCCGUCGAGUUCCCCAAGAUGGGCUCCUUCCGCAGGCCCAGACCGCGCUUCAUGAGCUCCCCGGCGCUCAGCGACCUGCCCCGCUUCCAGGCAGCCCGCCAGGCUCUGCAGCUGAGUUCCAACUCUGCUUGGAACAGCGUCCAGACUGCCGUGAUCAACGUCUUUAAAGGGGGCGGCUUGCAGAGCAAUGAGCUCUAUGCACUGAAUGAAAACAUCAGGCGGCUGCUGAAGAGUGAACUUGGAUCAUUCAUUACAGACUAUUUCCAGAACCAGCUUCUAGCAAAAGGACUGCUGUUCGUGGAGGAGAAGAUCAAGCUGUGUGAAGGUGAAAAUCGCAUUGAGGUUCUGGCUGAAGUCUGGGACCACUUCUUCACUGAGACUCUCCCCACCCUGCAGGCCAUAUUCUAUCCAGUUCAGGGCCAGGAGCUGACCAUCCGCCAGAUUUCCCUGCUGGGCUUCCGCGACCUGGUGCUGCUGAAGGUGAAGCUGGAGGACUUGCUGCUGCUAGCGCAGCCCCAGCCGCCCUCAUCCAUCGUCCAGAUGUUGCUCAUCCUGCAGAGUGUUCACGAGCCCACAGGCCCCAGUGAGGGUUAUUUGCAGCUGGAGGAGCUGGUGAAGCAGGUGGUUUCUCCUUUCCUUGGCAUCAGCGAGGACCGCGGCCUCUCAGGCCCCACGUACACAUUGGCCAGGCGCCACUCCAGGGUCCGGCCCAAGGUCACGCUGCUGAAUUACGCCUCCCCAGUAACCCCCGUCAGCCGGCCCCUGAACGAGAUGGCCCUGACCCCGCUGACGGAGCAAGAAGGGGAGGCCUACCUGGAGAAGUGUGGCAGCGUGCGGCGACACACGGUGGCCAAUGCCCACUCGGACAUCCAGCUGCUGGCCAUGGCCACCAUGAUGCACUCGGGCCUAGGGGAGGAGCCUGGCGGCGAGGACAAGUGCCUGCUGCUUCAGCCCAGCUUCCCGCCACCCCACCGGCAGUGCUCCAGCGAGCCCAACAUCACCGACGGCCCCGACGAGCCAGAGCAGGGGGCCACGGGCAGCCAGGAGGACUCGGAGCUGAACUGUGCUUCCCUGAGCUGAACCCCCUGUCUCCCAGAACUCCCAGCUCCUGCCUGGUAACCAGGAUGAGGGCAGCUGCAUCCCCAAGGCCCGCUAAGGGGAGCACUUCCUCUGGGCAACGCCACCUUCUGCCUUUUCAGAUACAGGCUAGUCUGAGUGCCCUAGGGGAAAUCUGUCCUAAGCCUCUCCGUUUUCAGGACGGUGAUCACCUUUUUGCAGCCACACAGAUCUAACUGCCCAUUGUCUGCCCUCUGCCUGAUUCAGGCUUGCCUGCUUGACUCAACCCAGAUCUUCCUCUCUGGGCUUUUAUUAUCAGACAGUGGACUGUCUGGUCCUCCUGACUGUAUAUCGCAGCGCCCCUGGCGUUCCUAUAGCUGGAGGUCAUCCAAAUCUCACACAAAGCCAGCAAGGAUGUGUUGGCAUGUGGAGUUCCCCUUGAGUCUUCAUGAUAUAGGGGCUGGUGGGUGAAAAGAGGCAGUAGAGAGAGGUACCUCUUGACUCUUUCGUGUGAGUAAAAGUAGACUGCAGCCCCUCCCAAGCCUGAGCAGGAAUGCAUUUUUCAUUUCAGUUUCAGAAUUACUGGCCAACGAGGGUUCUUCCUCACCUAUACCGAGACCCUUUAUGCUGUCUGGCUUUUGGCCCAGGAGGGCCACACGGCUAGAGGAACCCCAUCUUUAAUUAAGCCUCAGCGUUCCCUUCCCAUGGCUUUCUCCCCAACACAAGAAAUUUACCUUCCCAGUGGAAUAGCUGGUGCCUUCCUCCCUCUUUCAUUUCAGAAACUGACCCCUUUGCUGUCAUGGGGGAGGGGCCAGCUGAUACCAACCAACUAAUCUGUUCCUGGAUUUGACUUGAAUUUUUUUUUUAAUGUACAUCAUUUCAAAAAUAAAACCGCUUGCAAAGA
Messenger RNA from Capra hircus (goat), 3498 nucleotides. RefSeq names its product proline rich 5 like (gene PRR5L). Gene Ontology annotation, biological process: TORC2 signaling. NCBI's taxonomy places the organism in Eukaryota, Metazoa, Chordata, Mammalia, Artiodactyla, Bovidae. Gene Ontology annotation, cellular component: TORC2 complex. The record is from RefSeq and is a predicted model, not a curated record. Bases 1512 to 2618 code for a protein of 368 amino acids. The transcript is spliced from 9 exons.